Molecule: messenger RNA, 1497 nt
Organism: Seminavis robusta
Lineage: Eukaryota; Bacillariophyta; Bacillariophyceae; Naviculales; Naviculaceae
Source: the annotation of a GenBank genome assembly
AUGCCAUCUAUUACUCGAUCAAAGAAACACAAUUUGCCAGAGGAAGAUCCUCCCAAAGUAGUUGCGGCGACCAAGAAGCCAAAGUCGGCCGGCAAAGCUUUGACCAAGGUGCAACAACAUCAGAUUCUGCUAGAUAUCGAGAAGCAUCCGGGCUGCCAGUUUAAAGACCUUCUGAAAACCUAUCCUGAAACCUACGAAGUUGGAGAUCCUAUUCAGACAGCGUAUCGCAAUCGAUUCAACUAUCUGAAGGAGCUGAAGAAGACCAAGCCAAAGCAGUACUGGGACCUGUAUUCCAAGGCAGGCAAAAUUGUGCUUGUGGGAGAAGAAGACGAGACCAAGAAGAAGGCAGAAGGGAAGCAACAAAAAGACACAGUCGAAGACACAGUUGAAGACAAGGCAGAAGAAGACAAGGAGGAAGACGACGACGAAGUCCAGCCCGACGAAGCAUCUACUAUCUCGGAAUUGACUUCACCCACGUUCGGAGGUCCUGUCAAGAAAAGACCGGUCAAAAAGAAGGUUGAACCUGCUGCUGCUAACACUACACCCAAAACAAAACCCAUCAUCCAGAAGAAGAUGCCGUCAUCAUCAUCAAAGAAGUCUUCUGCGGCAUCCAAAUUUGGCUCCCCUUCGGUCACCAGCAAGGCCAAGCGAUUUUGUCAGUUCGAAAACAUUGAAGAGGCCAAGUCGUUUGCUGAUGAAUCAAUCGAAGUCGACUUUGAUUUUCCAGAAAAGAAUGGUGGUCCACUGUUCUGGGUCCAGCAUGUCCCAGAGUGCAGGUCUCCUGAUGGCUCGGAGUUGAUUGACAAGGUGCUGAUUCGCGUCAAUGCUAUUAUGGAUUUCUCGGAUGCGCAUACCCUGAAAGGCAAAACAGUUGCAUACGGAGCUGGUUUCAUGCUGACAGUUCCUUGGGCUCCCAACUUCAUGCUUGAACACCACAAAAAGAUGUUCAAGAGAGAGGACAAACCAUGUGAUCGUACCCGUGACAAGCAUGCUACUGUGGCCAAUGCGAUCCUCAAGUCUGAGAAUCCAGAGCAUGGAUUGGAGCCACGCCGUUUCAAGAACGUGCUUUUCGUGUUUCCCAAUAGCAUGAUCAUUUCCACCAAGCUUGAUAGCGGGGAAGACCCAGUCGCUGACCAGAAGAUCACUAUCAGUCUUCGAAUCUUUACGGUCAAGAAAACAAAGGUUGGAGAGGGAGCCGACGAAGAAGAUAUGCCGCAAACGUAUUGUCCUGGUGUGUUCGAAUUCCGAGUGAUUGACGAAGAUGCAGAGAGUGAGCUUAAGCGCAAGAAGAAGGCCAAGAAGAAGGGGCAGUCUUUGAAGGAUCUCUUUGCUGGAAUGAAAGUCAAUCAAGAAGGUGAGCCAGAUCCUGAUGGUGAUAGUAGCAGCGAUGAUUCGGAUGACAGUGGAAGCAGUGGAGCUACCACCGCCACCAAACCGAAGAAACAAGACAGUGAAAGUGGUUCUCAAAACGGCGGCAGUAUGGAGGAGGACCUCUAA